This is a messenger RNA of Dreissena polymorpha, 645 nucleotides long. Its product is annotated as caveolin-1-like. Gene Ontology annotation, cellular component: caveola. Lineage: Eukaryota; Metazoa; Mollusca; Bivalvia; Myida; Dreissenidae. Gene Ontology annotation, molecular function: molecular adaptor activity. The transcript has 2 exons. Bases 96 to 488 code for a protein of 130 amino acids. The record is from RefSeq and is a predicted model, not a curated record. Gene Ontology annotation, biological process: caveola assembly.
AUUGGCAACCUGUAUCACAUUUAAAAGACGUCCGCCUUUGAAAUCUACUCAUAUUCAGUACUGCUUGGGUCAGUGCUACAUCACCUGCCAACACCAUGGCUCAACAACUCGAUAUGGCUAACCGGGAUCCUAAUGAGAUUAACGGACACAUUAAGGUCGCUUUCGAAGAUGUCUUGGCCGAGCCGGACGGAGUCCACUCUAUCGAUUGCAUCUGGAAAUGCGCCUUCACCUGCUUCGAGUGCGGCAAAGGUUUAUGCUACAAACUCAUGACCCUGCUUUGUGGCAUCUGCAUAGCGCUCGGAUGGGGCUGUAACUUUGCUAUGGUAGCCUUCGACCACGUCUGGUGCUGGACCCCGUGUAUCCGAGACUUCUCCAUCUGCAUUGGCUGCUGGCAGAAGGUGUACGGUACCGUGGUCAUGUGCUGCUGCGGCCCUGUGUGCGAGGCUUGCGGAAUGGUCUUCAGCAAGAUCAAGAUCCAGAAGUCUUAAGGUGCUCGGAUGAGUUGGGUGAACAAUCGGCCUCCCGAAAGCAUUGUGACUGCGAUAGACUGUGAUGUGGAUAUUUAUUAAGUUCUUGAUUUGAUUCGUUCUUUAUUUAUUAUUGAACGCCGUAUGUUUGUGUUAAAAAUAUAGAAACAAAUCGUGU